AUGUUAAGAAGACGACUAUCUUAUUUGUUAUCAGCUUCAAUACGCAAUGCUUCAAUCUGCAAUGCUUCAAUCUACACCAAACCCGACUCAAUACUCUUACCCAUUUCAUCAUCUCAACAAUUCUCAUCGUUACAUUGCCGACAAUGCCCUAAUGUUGGCUCUAUGUUGAAUGGAUUGUUUGGGUCUCAAAGCAUUAGGGCUUAUAGUCUUUUGAGCUUGAAUGAUCUGAGAGAUAAUAAGGGAGCCAGAAAGCAGAAGACUAGGAAGGGUCGUGGAAUUGGGUCAGGGAAGGGCAAGACUGCUGGGAGGGGUCACAAGGGUCAGAAAGCUAGGGGGACUAUGAAGUUUGGGUUUGAAGGCGGUCAGACUCCGCUCCGUCGCCGGUUGCCUAAACGCGGGUUUAAGAACCCCUUUAGCCUAACAUUUCAGGAUCCAUUGGCUCAACAAAGAUACUACUAUGGCCACUACAAAGAUCCAGCUGAUCUUGAAAGAACAUUAGAGAAAACACUUACUACGAGGUCAGAGAAACUAAGAGAAAAAAUAAAAUUGAGUGAUGAAAGAUUUUGGCUCACAGAGAAUUUCCAAGGGCUAGAAAAAUAA
Molecule: messenger RNA, 600 nt
Organism: Ilex paraguariensis (yerba mate)
Lineage: Eukaryota; Viridiplantae; Streptophyta; Magnoliopsida; Aquifoliales; Aquifoliaceae
Source: the annotation of a GenBank genome assembly